GUAACCAGCCCUGUCCCGGGGACGGGGCGCCGCCGGUGGGACGGGGCUGCCCCCCACCCCGGCCGGCGGGACAAGACUGCGGCGGAACCGUGGUGCCGAGGUGUAGAGCCAUAGCACUGCAAACAUGUCAAUUGGAGUGCCAAUUAAAGUCCUGCACGAGGCUGAAGGCCAUAUUGUGACAUGCGAGACCAAUACAGGAGAAGUUUACCGAGGCAAACUUAUUGAAGCUGAAGACAACAUGAAUUGUCAGAUGUCCAACAUAACGGUGACAUAUAGAGAUGGACGAGUGGCACAGCUUGAACAGGUGUACAUCAGAGGUAGCAAGAUACGGUUUCUCAUUUUACCAGAUAUGUUGAAGAACGCUCCUAUGCUAAAGAGCAUGAAGAAUAAAAACCAGGGUUCUGGAGCUGGGCGAGGAAAAGCAGCUAUUCUCAAAGCUCAAGUGGCUGCAAGAGGAAGAGGCCGUGGUAUGGGCCGUGGCAAUAUUUUCCAGAAGCGAAGAUAAUUUUGGUCUUGACCGACGUGCUUUUUUUUCAAUUAGGGGUUAUUAACUUGACUACAUGCGCAUUGGUAUCAGUUUUGUUUAAUAAAUGUUUCUGACAAAAACUUGUCUGCUCUUACAUGACAGGACUCCUCUUGGGCAAAUACAUUGUAGGUUGAUUUCAAACUUAAAACAGCUUUGUCUGGAAAAUAGUGAACUUUAUAUCUAGAUUUGACUACUUUGUAUUUGUGUGAUACAUUGACUUUUAAAGAUCAUCACGUUUCCUUUUUCUUGUUUAGUCCUGUUGUCAUUCAUUCUCUAAAGAUUAGAAGGCAUUCUUGAUGAAGAACUUUGAAAUAGUAUGUUUUAAAGUCAUAUUAGCAGCUGCAUUUGUGGAAAAUACAGUGAAACAGAGGCAGCUUCCUGAGAAGCAAAGCACUAUGUUUUUUUGCUUUAUAUGGACCUACAAUAGAUAGAGGUCCAUCUUCAGAUCUGUACAUUGAGCUUGUAUUCUUGCGUUUCUUACUGUUCUCUUUGGAUAGGGGGAGAAUUUUUCAUUAGGAUCACACAACUUUGAUAGCCUGAGUCUAUAUUUGCAGUGAAAAAUUCUAUUCUAACUCUUAGUAGUUCUUCCCUCUGCCUGGGAGAAGGAAGACAGAAUAUAAAAUAGACAUUUUCAAGGAUAAAUUUGAAGUGUUUUGUAAAUUUGAAAGGUAGUGCAGGUAUAUGGGGAAAGUCUUAUAAAUGGUUAUCCCUUAAAUAUAACUUAAUACAAAUGCUAAUCUUUUGAACAAAACUUAGGAUCAACUUUAGCUUUUGGUCUUGAUCUCUAUCACUCUGUAGAGACGCUAUCAGCUCAUCUGCAGGAAGCCAAAUGUAGUUGUAACUUUAGUUUAUUUUGCUAAAAGUAUAGUGUGGUUGUUCUUACUGACUUAAAUGGUUGUAAUGUUUAAAUGUAACACUUCUGAACCUAAUCACAAACUUGCAUACAAUCAAUUAUCAGUCUGUACAUGUACAAAAUAGCUAGCCUUGGUUUUUCUGCUUUGAUGCUGUGAAGACUCUCCCUUGUGUGCAGACAUGGAAGGUGAAUUAAUGUAUUAAUUUGUUGAAUUGUCUGUAAAUAAAGCUGUAUUUGGUCUCGCA
Messenger RNA from Aquila chrysaetos chrysaetos, 1624 nucleotides. It is a transcript of the gene SNRPD3, whose product is annotated as small nuclear ribonucleoprotein D3 polypeptide. The coding region runs from base 125 to 505 and encodes 126 amino acids. Gene Ontology annotation, biological process: spliceosomal snRNP assembly; RNA processing. Gene Ontology annotation, cellular component: U5 snRNP; precatalytic spliceosome; SMN-Sm protein complex. Lineage: Eukaryota; Metazoa; Chordata; Aves; Accipitriformes; Accipitridae. The record is from RefSeq and is a predicted model, not a curated record. Gene Ontology annotation, molecular function: RNA binding. The transcript is spliced from 4 exons.